AUGUCCGCCCCGAACGAGGGCGGACGAUGUCGUUUCAAUUACGUCGUCACGGCGCAUAAACCGACGGUGGUGACGCACAGCGCGGUGGGAAGAUUCACGUCGAGCGAGGAGACGGAUUUGAUCGUCGCCAAGUGCACGCGAUUGGAAAUUUAUCGAUUGUCCUCGAGCGGGUUGCGACCAAUCAUGGACGUGCCGAUUUACGGACGAGUUGCGACGAUGUCGCUGUGCGGAGGACGAGAGCGCGGGAGCAAGGGACGGUUGUUCAUCACCACAGAGCGGUACGGUUUUACCGCGCUGUCGUACGACGAGGAAUCAGAGGAACUGAAGACGGAGGCAUUUGGGGACGUUCGGGAUAACAUUGGGCGACCGGCGGAGAACGGACAGAUUGGAAUCGUAGACGAAGAUUGCAGAUCGAUCGGAUUGCAGCUCUACGAUGGGCUGUUCAAGGUGAUUCCGUGCGACGAAAAGGGCAAGGUGAAGGAGGCGUUUAACAUUCGGUUGGAGGAGCUACGCGUUGAGGACAUACAGUUCUUACACGGCACUGCUAAGCCGACGAUCGCGGUGCUUUACAGAGACAUGAAAGAGGCGGUUCACAUCAAAACAUACGAGAUCGGCGUCCGGGAGAAGGAGUUUGUAUCGUCGCCGUGGGCACAAAAUGACUUGGAGGGCGGCUCGAGUAAAAUAAUCCCGGUGCCGGCGCCGGUAGGAGGCGUCGUCGUCCUCGGAGAGGAGACCAUCGUGUACUUGAACAAGACGAGCGACGACACGGAUGUCUUCUUGAAGGCGAUCAACAUCCCUGAGCGUUCGAGCAUCGUGUGCUAUGGCGCGAUCGAUCCGGAUGGCUCAAGGUACUUGCUGGGCGACCACGAUGGAACCUUGUACUUACUCGUCCUCGUCCAUGAUGGGAAACGCGUGAACGAGCUGAAAAUCGAACGACUCGGGGAAACGUCAAUCCCAAGCACGGUCAGUUACCUCGAUAACGGCGUCGUGUUCGUGGGUAGUGCGUACGGGGACUCGCAGCUCAUCAAGCUGCACUCGGAAAAGACAAACGUCGACAAAGACGGAAACUUGUCUUACAUCCAAAUUUUGGAAGAGUUCACUAAUCUCGGUCCCAUUGUAGACUUCGCAUUUGUUGAUCUCGAGCGACACGGGCAAGGACAGGUCGUGACCUGCAGCGGAGCGUACAAGGACGGCAGUUUACGCGUUGUGAGAAAUGGCAUAGGCAUUGACGAGCAGGCAGUGAUCCAGCUUCCCGGCGUGAAAGGGUUGUUCUCGCUUCGGGAUGACGAUGAAAGUCAGGUAGACAAGUACUUGGUCGUCACGUUUAUUAACGAGACGCGCAUUUUAGGUUUUGUUGGCGAUGAAGGGGACACUUUGGACGAGACGGAGAUCUCAGGAUUCAACGCUGAGGCGCAAACGUUGUGUUGUGGAAACAUGCUCGGUAACAUGUUUGUGCAGGUCACGCACGCAGGUGCGCGCCUAGUAUCUUGCGAUGGAAAACUACUCGAUGAAUGGAAACCAGCGGGAGGUUCAGAGAUUCUGUCAGCCAAGUGCAACCCGACGCAGAUUCUCAUCGCAGAGUCGGGCGGUAAGCUGCACUGUUUGAGCGCUAUGAAGGGAAAGCUCGCGCUCGUGGCGAGCGCGACGUUUGAAGACGAGAUCGCGUGUUUAGAUUGUACUCCGAUGGGCGAAGCGACGAGCUCGCCCGUUUGCGCUGUCGGUCUGUGGUCAAUGGAAAUUGUCCUUGCCUCGAUGAGCGACUUGAGCGUCAUCAAGAGAGAGAGCACCGGGGAGGACAUCAUUCCUCGCUCAACGCUUUUGUGUUCAUUUGAGAGCAUCCCGUACCUCUUGGUCGGUCUUGGUGACGGCCAACUGAUCACUUACCUCCUGGAUGAGAAGAGUGGCGAGCUGUCUGUGCGGAAAAAGUUGAGCCUCGGCACGAAGCCCAUCACUCUGCAGACGUUCAAGAGUCACGCGACGAAUGUUCACAGCGUUUUCGCGGCGUCGGACAGACCGACGGUGAUCUUUAGCAACAACAAAAAGCUGAUAUACUCGAACGUCAACGUUCAAGAGGUCUUGCACGUCUGUCCGUUCAGUAGUGCAGCCUUCCCGGACGCGCUCGCGUUGGCAGGCGAGGAAGACUUGACCAUCGGUGGCAUUGAUGACAUUCAAAAGUUGCACAUUCGUACCAUCCCGCUCGGAGGCCAACCGCGAAGAAUCGCGCAUCAGCCCGAGACGAACACGUUUGCCGUCGUCGUCGAGCACCUGUGGUCGAAGAGUAGUCAAGAUUGCUUCGUCAGGCUCGUAGACGACGGAUCGUUUGAAACGUUGAGCCAGUUCCAACUUGAAGAUCAGGAAUUGACGAGUUCGUUGACGUCUUGCACGUUCGCUGGAGAUUCGACGACGUAUUACGUCGUCGGUACCGGGAUCGCGUUAGAGACGGAGGACGAACCGUCGCGCGGGCGCAUUCUUGUCUUCAAGGUUGACGACGACCAGCUCGUGCUCGUGUCGGAGAAGGAGGUACGAGGAGCAGUGUAUAAUUUGAACGCCUUCAAAGGCAAACUCCUCGCUGGUAUCAACUCCAAGCUAGAACUGUUCAAGUGGACGCCGCGAGAGGAUGAAGUGCACGAACUAGUAAGCGAGUGUUCACAUCACGGGCAAAUCGUCACGUUUGCGGUGAAGACGAGAGGCGAUUGGAUCCUCGUCGGUGACUUGAUGAAAUCGAUGUCGCUGUUGCUUUACAAACCUGAAGAGGGCGCGAUCGAUGAAGUGGCAAGGGACUUUAACGCGAAUUGGAUGACAGCGGUGGCGAUGUUAGAUGACGACGAAACGUAUCUCGGCGCCGAGAACAGCCUGAACCUCUUCACCGUUUCCCGCAACGUGAACGCCGUGACGGAUGAGGAGCGAAGUCGUCUGGAGAUCACGGGGGAAUAUCACUUAGGUGAACUCGUGAACGCCUUCGCUCCGGGAUCACUGGUGAUGAGUUUACGAGACGGUGAGUCCCUGAGCGUCCCGACGCUGUUAUUCGGAACGGCAAACGGCGUCAUCGGCGUCUUGGCCAGUCUUCCGAAGGACGUCUACGAAUUCACCGAGCGCCUGCAGGCGUCGAUCAACAAACACAUUCAGGGCGUAGGUGGGCUCAAACACGCCGAUUGGCGCUCCUUCGUCCACACCUUGCGCGGCCGAAGCGACCCGGCGAUGAACUUCGUCGACGGAGACCUCGUGGAGUCCUUUUUAGACCUUCGUCCCGAGCAGGCGGACGCCAUCGCGGCCGACAUGAAGCUCGAUCGCACCGACAUCAUCAGCCGCGUCGAGGAGCUCCAACGCUUGACCCACUGA
This is a messenger RNA of Ostreococcus tauri, 3339 nucleotides long. Its product is annotated as Quinonprotein alcohol dehydrogenase-like superfamily. Bases 1 to 3339 code for a protein of 1112 amino acids. Lineage: Eukaryota; Viridiplantae; Chlorophyta; Mamiellophyceae; Mamiellales; Bathycoccaceae. The record is from RefSeq and is a predicted model, not a curated record. The transcript is spliced from 2 exons. Gene Ontology annotation, cellular component: nucleus. Gene Ontology annotation, molecular function: nucleic acid binding; protein binding.